GGUUAGAGUCUACGUGGUGAGGUCUGGAACCACUAACCCGGUUGUACACUUAUCACUAUGGUUGAGACCCGUAGUGGGUCAGACACAAGCCCCUAUACUAAGGAGCAGCAAGAGAAGAUGGCCGCCUUAGUCAAAGAGAACAGGGAGAGGAAAGAGCGUGAGAAGCAAGCAAAGUUGAAGGCGAUUGCAAACGAACAGACGACGAAGAUGAAGGAAAUAGAGGAGGAGAUGAAAAAAAAGAAGAAGGCUGCUGAAGAAGAAACGGCAGCAGAAGAAGAAAAAGAAAGAAUAAGGAUUGAGUGCAGAGAGGGGAGUAGUGGCACGAAGAGAGAUACAGACGCAGAGAUGGAGAAGAAAAUAAGUGAGUGGGUUGUUAAUUUAUCGUUGGGUGAAGAUGAGGAGGCACAGAUAUAUGUGCCACAGGAAGAGAAGGAGGCGUUUGCCAGGGCCCUCGCAGUGAUUGAGGACCCCCUUGAACGUCAAGAAGCCGAGGAGGAGAAGAGACUGGAAUGGAAGUUGAGGAUAAAGAGGGAGAAGAAGAGAAGAAGGGAGGAGGCUAACCGGUUGACCGCAGAAGUGGAAAAGGUGCGGACGUGUAGACAGGAAGUCCAGGCACAAACAAAUGUUUCUGCCAAAAUGGACAAGAUGUUAGGGUACUUAGAGAUGUUGAGUGAGGCCUGGUUAGAGGAACAGCAAGCCAAUCAGGGCCAAGACAUCACCCUGAAAGCCAUGUGGUCAGGGUUUAGAGAGUUUGUGUGCGAGAUCGUCACCCACAUUGGGGGCGAAGUCAGGCAACUGAGGGAUAAUGUAGGGGAGUACUGCGAAGGCGCCAUUGAGGGUGCCAAGGCCAUAGAUGCGGUGGAAGGCGAGGGUAGACCCCGUAAAGAGCCUUUAAAGCUCAAGUUCCCAGACGCGUACGGGGGAAAGAAGGAGGAGAACUUUGACAACUGGGAGGUCAGUGUCAAUAGUUGCAUUUAUUUGCAGCAUAUCCUCAUAGAGGAGCAAGUCCUCGUGGCCUUUCAGGCCCUCAAGGAUGAAGCAGCUAGUUUCGCCAGGCCUCUUGCAUGUGCACCCGGUUGUGAAAACAACCUGGUUGCAUACUCAAAAGUCACCCCCCUUCCUCAAUUCCUUAAGCUCCUGAAGGAGCGAUUUGCUGACCCCACGAGAGUUGUUCGCGCCUCUGAUAAACUGCAAACGAUCCACUCACGGCAGUGGAGGAGUGCAAGGGCACUCAAGGGUACCAUGGACGACUUGGUAGCCGUCCCGGACCACGGGGUUACUGAACCCCAAUUGGUCCAACUGUUUUAUCGUGCUAUGCCAGAGCCCCUGAGGGGGCACUUCAAUGACAAGUCUCAACAGGCCGGGAUCACAUAUGAUGUGUUGAGUAGGGAGGUGGUCCUGUAUGAGUCAAAGUCUAUGCCAGUCACCACUUUCUGGCAUAAGGACUUAGAGAAGAGGAAGAAGUGGAAGGAUCGUACCAUCUCAGGCCAAGUCAAGGCCAAGGAUCACUUGAUCCUGACGUUAGAGGAAGGUGGUACAGACGAGGUCCCGUAUGAUCAGAUUGAGUGGGGCCUAGGGGAGGAGGACAGUAGUGUAGGGCAGGGGAGGUCUUACGCUGUUGUCGUGGUUGGAGGGAGGCCGCAAGGUAGAGGAGGAGGCCAGGGCCAAAAGGGCCAGGCCAUGGGAGGUCGAGGACCGGGCGCACAAGGGGUUGGCGGACAAGGAAACCGCCAAGUGGGAGGUAGGGGUCAAGGUCCCCCGCCAAAUCGCCAGGGUAAUCGAUCCCUACAACGACGAGGUGGAAGGGCACCUCAAGGAGGUUGACACCCAGGCUUGCCACAAGGCAGGCCCUUGGAAGAUAUGGGCUUAGACAUUAUGGCAGGAACGCGUGAACAUGGGUCAAUGAGUAUUCUGUGGUGACCCAACUCGCGUAAUAAAAUUUUGUCCUAAGUAUAGACAGGCCCAUUAAGCUGCCCCGCAAUCAAAAGACAGCCGCCAGUAGGGGUUGCAACUGCCCCUACUUCAGGGCCAUGUGGAGCAGUGAGCGCGCGCGAGCAGGACACUCCCAACCGACAUGAGCCCAUGGCAGAGGUUGCAGACCCGUGCCUAACUAGCUGUCCAGAGACCGCUUGUGUUAGCGUCUCUUUAGGCACGUCCCUCACAGGUGUGGCAGAAGAGUUAAAGGAAAGGAUGCCACCCUGGGCCAAGAUGAAGAAAGAAAGUAAAGGACAACUAAAAUC
This is a messenger RNA of Chara braunii, 2240 nucleotides long. The record is from the annotation of a GenBank genome assembly. NCBI's taxonomy places the organism in Eukaryota, Viridiplantae, Streptophyta, Charophyceae, Charales, Characeae.